Caenorhabditis remanei is the source of this 687-nucleotide messenger RNA. RefSeq lists its product as uncharacterized. Lineage: Eukaryota; Metazoa; Nematoda; Chromadorea; Rhabditida; Rhabditidae. Gene Ontology annotation, molecular function: glutathione peroxidase activity. The transcript has 4 exons. The record is from RefSeq and is a predicted model, not a curated record. Bases 1 to 687 code for a protein of 228 amino acids. Gene Ontology annotation, biological process: response to oxidative stress.
AUGAUAUGCUCUACUGCAUCUUCUUUGGCACUUGGCCUUACAGUCUUGUUGGCAACGAUUCUGAAUGUCUCUUGCAAUUCUGAAGUUGACGAGACUACUCGUUGGAGGGAAUGUGUCAACAGCAACCAGAGUAUUUAUGACUUCCAAAUUGAAACUCUUCAAGGAGAUUACACAGACCUCAGCCAAUACAGAGGAAAAGUGAUUCUCUUGGUCAAUGUUGCUACUUUCUGCGCUUACACCCAACAAUAUACAGACUUCAAUCCCAUGCUUGAGAAAUAUCAAGGUCAGGGACUAGUCAUUGCUGCAUUCCCAUGCAAUCAAUUCUACUUGCAAGAGCCAGCUGAGAAUCAUGAACUCAUGAAUGGACUUACCCACGUGAGACCUGGAAACGGAUGGGUACCACAUCAAGAGCUUCACAUUUACGGAAAGAUUGAUGUGAACGGAGACAACCACCAUCCACUUUAUGAAUUUGUCAAACAAUCCUGCCCACAAACUGUUGACAAGAUUGGAAAGACUGAAGAAUUGAUGUACAAUCCAGUGCGUCCAUCUGACAUCACAUGGAAUUUUGAAAAAUUCCUUAUUGACAGAAAUGGUGAGCCAAGAUUCCGUUUCCAUCCAACCGCCUGGUCCCACGGAGAUGUUGUGACUCCAUUCAUCGAGCAACUCCUUGCUGAGCGAGCCAACUAA